UUUAGCGCUACGCUGUUUCCGGUUGUGUUACCUCGUCAUGGCGAGUCGUAAAACUCCAAAACCAAACAGAGGCAACGGGAACAAGUACUCAGUAUUGUUACCUACGUACAACGAAAGAGAAAACCUGCCUCUGAUCGUGUGGCUCUUGGUGAAAUGUUUUGGGGAAAGUGAAUAUGACUACGAGAUCAUCGUCAUUGACGACGGAAGCCCAGAUGGGACACAAGAGGUGGCAGAGCAGUUGCAGAAAAUUUACGGGAAAGAUAAAAUACUUCUAAGGCCAAGGGCAAAGAAACUGGGCUUAGGCACCGCCUACAUCUACGGCAUGAAGCACGCUACCGGGAACUUCAUCGUCAUCAUGGAUGCCGACCUUUCCCAUCACCCCAAAUUCAUCCCUCAGUUUAUUGAGAAACAGAAGGAGGGGGAUUAUGAUCUUGUGUCUGGUACUCGAUACAAAGGGGAUGGAGGAGUUUAUGGUUGGGACCUGCGCAGGAAACUCAUCAGUCGAGGAGCAAACUUUUUGUCUCAGGUGUUGUUGAGACCGGGUGCUUCAGACCUCACAGGCAGCUUCAGACUGUACAAGAAAGAGGUGUUGGAAAGUCUGGUGGAGCGGUGCGUGUCCAAAGGCUACGUCUUUCAGAUGGAGAUGAUCGUUCGAGCCAGACAGCUCAACUACACGGUUGGAGAGGUUCCCAUUUCCUUUGUGGAUAGAGUUUACGGAGAGUCGAAGCUGGGAGGGAAUGAGAUUGUGUCGUUUGUGAAAGGACUGCUGACGCUCUUCGCCACGACGUGACCCACGAGGUGCUUCGUGGGAAACAUCCAGCUCGAUCCUAGCGUUUCUCUCACGCUCCCAAGUUCGUGUUUGAUACAGAGGUCGUACCAAAGGGAGAAGGCGUUGUCUCUUUUCAGUUAACGUGUAGUAAAAUCAAAAACGAGAAGGAAAAGUUCGUUAGCGGCUAAAUAAUGUGAAAUCUUCUCCUGCCAGUAGCUCUCAGAUUACCAAAGAGAAACAUUCCCGCCCUCCUCUUUAAUCCAGUUGAAGCCGCAUCAUUCCCAGAAUGUUGAGUGCGGUUUUCACGUGGGUUAUUGUUUGUACAAAUUAAAAAGUUUGUAUUACUGGCUCUA
Nematolebias whitei (Rio pearlfish) is the source of this 1122-nucleotide messenger RNA. It is a transcript of the gene dpm1, whose product is annotated as dolichyl-phosphate mannosyltransferase subunit 1, catalytic. Gene Ontology annotation, cellular component: endoplasmic reticulum membrane. Gene Ontology annotation, biological process: GPI anchor biosynthetic process; protein O-linked glycosylation via mannose. Lineage: Eukaryota; Metazoa; Chordata; Actinopteri; Cyprinodontiformes; Rivulidae. The coding region runs from base 38 to 790 and encodes 250 amino acids. The transcript is spliced from 9 exons. The record is from RefSeq and is a predicted model, not a curated record. Gene Ontology annotation, molecular function: dolichyl-phosphate beta-D-mannosyltransferase activity.